AUGGCAGAGAAAAACGAGCUCGUCCGCUCCCAUGGGAUCUUUCAUGCACUCCCGACCUACCCAGACGCGCCCGAAUAUCAGAAUCUCACGGCUAUAGUCACAGGGGCCAACGGCAUCUCAGGUUAUCACAUGGUAAAGGUGCUCUCUGCGGCGCCGGAACGCUGGAGCAAGAUCUACUGCCUAUCCCGCAGGCCGCCUCCGGAUUACUUCUUCGAUGAUCUCGGCGAGGGUGCCAAGCGCGUCGAGCACGUCGAGGUGGAUUUCUUGGACACAUCGAGCAUCGUUGGAAAGGCCCUGAAGGCCAAAGUACAGAAGGUCGAUCACGUCUUCUUCUUCUCCUUCGCCACAACCAAGCAGGAAGGCCAAGUGCUCGGUAUGUGGUCCGAUGCCGAUGCUUUGGCGAAACUCAAUACCGAUCUAAUCGUCAACUUCGCCAACGGCCUGAAGGAAGCGGGCCUCAAGCCGAAGCGCUUCCUUCUGCAGACCGGAGCCAAGCACUAUGGUUUCCAUAUAGGCCCAGCUACCAACCCGUCGUUCGAGACCGAUCCGCGCGUGACGCUGGAGAACAAUUUCUACUACCCACAGGAGGAUGCGCUCGCCGCAUACUGCAAGGAAGCGGGGGCGCAGUGGAAUGUGGUCCGGCCAUCGUACAUUAUCGGCGCCGUCCGGGAUAAUCUGCUCAAUCACAUGGUGGGAUUUGCCGUCUAUGGCGCAGUGCAGGCUCAUCUCGGUGAGCCACUAGCCUUCCCCGGCGACUAUCUGGCUUGGGACAGGGAGUAUUGUCAGAGUACGGCGAUGCUGAACGCUUACCUUGAGGAAUGGGCGGUGCUGAGCCCAGGAACCGGAAAUCAAGCGUUCAAUGCACAAGAUGGCACGCCUUUCACCUGGUCCCGCUUCUGGCCGUACUUGGCUUCGUGGUAUGGGACGGAUUGGACGCCGCCGGAGGACAACCCUCUCAAGUACCGUACAACUGAGUCGCGGUGGACCCAGACGCCUCGAGGAUACGGGCCGCGAGGAGUAGUACGCUCCACUUUCUCCUUAUGCGAGUGGGCAACGAGCCCAAAAGUGCAGCAGGCUUGGAAGGAGCUGGCUCAGGAACAUGGCCUCCUCCUGGAACCUUUCGAGGACAUUGGGAAGACCUUUGGCAUAACGGAUUCUGCAAUCAUUGGAGGAUGGGCGCUGUCGCUCAGCACUCGGAAGGUGAGGAAGAUGGGGUUUUAUGGCUCGGUCGACUCUUAUGAGUCCAUGUUUGAAUGUCUCCAGGGCCUCGUAAGACUCAAGGUCUCGCCUCCAUUGACUGCCAAGGAGUUUGUGGAAGUGGUCCAAUAG
This is a messenger RNA of Cyphellophora europaea CBS 101466, 1329 nucleotides long. RefSeq lists its product as uncharacterized. NCBI's taxonomy places the organism in Eukaryota, Fungi, Ascomycota, Eurotiomycetes, Chaetothyriales, Cyphellophoraceae. The record is from RefSeq and is a predicted model, not a curated record. The coding region runs from base 1 to 1329 and encodes 442 amino acids. The transcript has 5 exons.